Selaginella moellendorffii is the source of this 1548-nucleotide messenger RNA. RefSeq names its product flagellar radial spoke protein 4. The coding region runs from base 443 to 1483 and encodes 346 amino acids. Gene Ontology annotation, cellular component: radial spoke; axoneme. The record is from RefSeq and is a predicted model, not a curated record. The transcript has 6 exons. NCBI's taxonomy places the organism in Eukaryota, Viridiplantae, Streptophyta, Lycopodiopsida, Selaginellales, Selaginellaceae. Gene Ontology annotation, biological process: cilium assembly; cilium movement involved in cell motility; axoneme assembly.
UCUUGGCGAUGGGAAACAUGACGACGGAACAAUGCGUCGCGUUCUUGCAGAAGAAAUCCACCACGAAUGGCGAUUCGGUGUUCUCGCAUCUAUCGCAACUCAUCCAAUUCCUUGUUGCCACAAAGCCGGAUAGCGCUGUGGAUCUCUUGGAGUUGAGCUUGCUUCUCAAACAGACCAGAUUUAUUCCAGAGGAAGGCCCCAAAGUUCCACGCUCGUGGAAAUUCCACGCAAAGGAGAAGUUCGUCAAGCAGUUCAUCAGCCUGCAGAGGUAUCCUUCCCGGGGCAACUACAAAACCAAAAUCCUUGUCACCCGGAUCGAAAGCCUCCCCCCCUGGAAUCCCAGGAACAAAAUGGUGACGAAGAGGAAACGAAAGAAGAAAAUGAUCCUGCCUAUAGCGCAGAGAAUUACCUCUACGACUCGAUCUUCUUCGAGGCCGUUGGAAUGGGGCUGGGCCGAGCCGAGAACUACCAAGUUGUCUUGGCGAUGAGACAGCUCGCGAGCACGAAGAUGGUGCUAAAGAUGAGGUUCUUCGGCAAGUUCUUUGGGAUCAAGAGCAACUACUACGUGUUUGAGACAACUAGUAAGUCCGUAUCUCUGGAAGAAGCUGCAAAGCUCCCUUCCUAUGGCGUUGAAGCGAUUCCAAAAGAAAAUGGAAUUGGACCGAAUGGGCACACGUACUGGGUUUGUAGCCGGCCAGGCGCCGAGUUUUACAGGCUUCCAGACGUGACGCCGCUGCAAAUCAAGACCGCGAGGCAGAUAAAAAAGUUCUUGACUGGAGACUUGAAGGCUGAAGUUUCGGCGUUUCCAGUGUUCCCUGGACUCGAGGAGAACUAUCUGAGAGCACAGAUCGCAAGAAUAUCAGCCACAACAGAACUUGCUAUCAAAGGAUUUUACAAGGUUGCUGAGGCUGAAGAGGGAGGAGCCGGCGGUGGGAACCUUGAAAAGAGUGAGGAAUACGCACCGCUAGGAUUUGCCGAGCUGAAAACACUGGAAAACUGGGUACACAAGAACCAGUACCUCAACCUGCAAGGCCGGACGGCUCUCUACGUUCCCGAGAAAAAGGAGGAAGAGGGCGAAGAAGGUGGUGGCGAGGAGAAAGAAGAGAAGCCUCCCAGUCCCGAGGAGACUGAAGUGAUCCCGGAGCGGCUAACUUCGGUGGACACGGACGCCGAGCUGAUGGAAGGAUGGAAGCAGUGGUCGUUUAUAACCAGCUCGACUCACAAGAACCUCAAGCACCAGGUGAUCGGGUUGCGGUCUAUACUCUGGCCUGGUGCUUUCACAGUGGUGACUCCGACUGGCUUUAGCAACGUCUACAUCGGCUGGGGAAGGAAGCUGAGACACUACGUCCCACCAUUACCACCACCUGUGAUGAAGGAAUUCGAAGGGCUCGGACCGGAAAGGCGUGAUCUUCCUCCCAUUCCUAAGCCGCCAGAGCCUGUGAAUGUAGAGGGCGAGGGUGAAGAGGCGCCGCCAGCAGAGUAGAAACACUCUUUGGAUGGACAAUUAGAUGAUUGUCGUGCUAAGUUUCAAAACGCAAAAGAAGAGCA